AUGCCACAAGAUAACACCAGGAUCUCGGAUAGCAUUAAAAUACCAGACGAGUUCGUUAAGCUGCUGAUAGUCAGCCAGUCGCAUCUUGGAGGAACCUCCACGAACAAGAGCUUUGCCAGGUACCUCUAUGGAACUAGGCCUCGCGACAGAAUCAACAUCAUUGAUAUCAAUGCGACAUGGGAAAAGCUCAUCAUUGCAGCAAGAGCUUUCUGUGGCAUAAAGCACCCCUCCAGCAUCGCAGUGGUGUCUACGAAGACGUUUGGGAGAAAGCCUGUUGUCAAGUUCUGCGAAGCGGUCGGAGCAACGCCGAUAACCGGAAGAUUUAUUCCGGGGUCGUUUACAAACUCGGAAGUCAAGCGAGUAUAUGACCCAAGAGUCCUUAUUGUUUCUGACACAUAUGCUGACAAGCAGGCUAUCUUGGAGUCGCAAUACUGUAACCUUCCCACGAUUGCAUUUGUUAACACAGACAAUUCUUUAGUGGGGGUAGACAUUGCAAUUCCCAUGAACAACAGAUCUCCAUCGGCAAUUGCUGCAGGGUUUUUUAUCUUGUCAAGGUUAAUUAAUUACAUGAAGACUGGGGCUGAGCUUGUUCGAGACAUGAAGGAGGUUGAGCUCUUCCUGUUUAGAGAUAGCGUCGAGCUUGAGCAGCUUGUUGAGGAGCAGCUUCUUGAGACAACAGACUCCAUUCUUAAUGUUGGAAAGGAGGGGAUUUUGAGUGGGAUAGGCACUGGGAAUGCCGACGAGUGGAACAGCUUCUAG
Messenger RNA from Encephalitozoon cuniculi GB-M1, 759 nucleotides. Its product is annotated as 40S ribosomal protein SA. The coding region runs from base 1 to 759 and encodes 252 amino acids. The record is from RefSeq and is marked provisional. Gene Ontology annotation, molecular function: structural constituent of ribosome. The transcript has a single exon. Lineage: Eukaryota; Fungi; Microsporidia; Unikaryonidae. Gene Ontology annotation, biological process: cytoplasmic translation; ribosomal small subunit assembly. Gene Ontology annotation, cellular component: 90S preribosome; ribosome; cytosolic small ribosomal subunit.